AUGCCACACGAGUUUUCAGAGAAAAGAGUCGAGAUGAGAGCACUUCUGCUGUUUCUUUUGGCAGCGCUGGGCUGCAGUCUGACUGAAGGAAGACUUGUGUCCAAAUGUGAACUGAGGGAUGAACUGACAAGUGUGAUUGGUGACCUGCCGGAGCAGGCGAAGCGGAAGGGGCUGACGGUGGAGAACUUAGUGGCCAAGAUCGUCUGUCACGCUGAGGUGGCAUCGGGUUUUAACACCAGCGCGGUCAACCAGCUGACCUCCGAGUCGGGAGAACAUCACAGCGGGGAGAACAGUAGGGAGAGGAACAUCCGGGACAAACGGCACGCCAGGCGGACUCAGUCCAACACCGGGACUCCACAUGACGACGAUGCGGUCUGGACCCUCUAUGGGCUUUUCCAGCUCAGCAAUCAUCUGGUCUGCAGCGACGGCACAAAUCCGUCGCCCAACAUCUGUGACAUGGACUGCAACGACUUGCUUGAUGACGACAUACAUGACGACAUGAACUGCCUGUUGCAGAUCUUCACCAAUCUUGUUGACAACGGUUUUGGAGCAGCACACUGGGAGGAGUUAAAGAAAAUGAUCAGGCUCAUCUACCAGAGAGGCUGCAGAGACAAAAAUGCCUCUGAGUACUUCGCUGAAUGCUUGUAAUCUAAAUUCACUUCCUGCCAUAGCUGGAGGGAUUAAUCUUCUCCCAAAUGAGAGGCCAGUGACUUAUGACAAUAAUAAAUUGAAGCAUGUUGCA
Scatophagus argus is the source of this 742-nucleotide messenger RNA. RefSeq names its product lysozyme C, milk isozyme. The record is from RefSeq and is a predicted model, not a curated record. Bases 1 to 648 code for a protein of 215 amino acids. The transcript has 5 exons. NCBI's taxonomy places the organism in Eukaryota, Metazoa, Chordata, Actinopteri, Scatophagidae.